AUGGCGCUGCAGCUGGAUAAGGCGACUCUGCUAUCCCGGAGGGCAACGAUGAUCACCGCGCUGGGUCGGGCAGAGGCGUUCGUGAACUCCUUCGACGAGCAACGCGAUCGGAUGCAGGUGCCCAUUCGCCUCGAGUACCUGAACAACAUGUGGGCCACAUUGGAGGAGGUGCAGGGGCAGCUAGAGGACAUCGAAGACGGCGAUGAAGGUGAACCAACGGAUUCCUGGAGCAGCAUCCUGGAGCAUCUUCUGUGUACGAAGCUUCCCAACGAUACGCUCAAGGCUUGGGAAGAUCACGCGUCAACCACCAACGAGCCAAACUACAACUGUCUGAUCGAGUUUCUUCAGCGUCGUAUGCGAGUUUUGGAAUCCAUCUUGGUGAACCAUCAUCAGCUUGCAUCCACUUCGAAUGAGUCCACUUAUGCUUCCAGGAAGCCAUCGCAUUUUCGCCUCUCAUCUUGUGCUUCCACUUCUACUUCUGGUAGCAAAUGUCCGGCUUGCAACCAGGAACAUCCGUUGAUGAAAUGUGAGAAAUUCAACCAACUUUCCCAGUCCGAACGACAGCAACUCAUUUCAAACAAACGUUUGUGCCACAACUGCCUGAAGGGUGGCCACAUUGCUCGAAAUUGUCCUUCGAACUACAACUGCAGGCACUGCAACAAGCGUCACCACACCAUGCUGCAUUCCGGCGAGAAUUCAAGGCCAGCAAGCGAGUCAUCUUCCGUUCGUACUUCUAUGCCGACUCAAGCCAUUCAGUCUAGCGCUUCUUCUGUGCCCGAGCCAGCCUCCCAAUCCACCGUUGCAGCAGCUGAAAGUAUUUCCCGGGUCGUUGUCAGUGCUUCUGCUCCACAGCCUCGAGAAGACGUUUUCCUUUUGACGGUGUUGGUGAAGGUCGUUGAUGCGUACGGUCAAGAUCACAUUGCUCGCGCUUUGCUCGACAGCGCUUCUCAGCCGAAUUUAAUUACUGAUCGCUUGGCACGCAGGUUGCAUUUGAAGAGGAGUUCUGUGAACGUGAUCAUCCAGGGGGCUGGUAAUCUUUCGAAGAAGGUGCGAGAAUCAAUCUUCGCUCGAAUCAAGUCGAGGAACGAUGCUUUCGAAUGUGGCGUUGAGUUCCUACUAAUGGACACGGUAACAGCAGAUCUUCCCACACAGGACAUUCCCGUCAAUGACUGGCAGAUUCCUCAAAAUUUAGCGCUAGCCGAUCCCAUGUUCAACAAGAGCCAACAGAUACACUCCAUCGACGAGCGUUGA
Ochlerotatus camptorhynchus is the source of this 1251-nucleotide messenger RNA. RefSeq lists its product as uncharacterized. The record is from RefSeq and is a predicted model, not a curated record. The coding region runs from base 1 to 1251 and encodes 416 amino acids. The transcript is spliced from 2 exons. NCBI's taxonomy places the organism in Eukaryota, Metazoa, Arthropoda, Insecta, Diptera, Culicidae. Gene Ontology annotation, molecular function: zinc ion binding; nucleic acid binding.